Messenger RNA from Monascus purpureus, 456 nucleotides. Lineage: Eukaryota; Fungi; Ascomycota; Eurotiomycetes; Eurotiales; Aspergillaceae. The record is from the annotation of a GenBank genome assembly.
AUGAUAUAUUUCAAUGCACUUACCCAGAAAACCUCGCCGUUAGCAACUUGUGCUGCAUGCUUACAAUAUCCUCCAUUGCUUGAAUCUGCUAGAUUUGUCUGGAGCAUGCUCCAUAAUGAUAUACUCAGCCAUGGAGAGCUGGAAAGACUUGUUAUACGGCCCUUCUCCCAAUUUUUCCAUACCGACACAAGACCCGGCAGAUGGCGGUUCGUUGCAGCUCAAGGAUAUCGAAUUUACGAUACCUCUCGUGAAGCUGCUCUUUUCGUUCUAGAGCCAUCAUCCACUUGUAUAGCUGAAGAAAUGCUCUGGGUCACCAGCAAGAUUAUCCAUCCGAAGCUCGGAAUGUUGAUGGGAAUAGUAGCUUCGAACCGAGAGGCACACCCUAACGCCUAUGGCCAAUGCUGGCCAGGAACUCCGGAUUCUCACCGAAGUGCGGGAGAAUGCAGUAGCUUGUGA